AUGUCGUCCCUCCGCACUAGCAUUGAAAUCGCCGCACCGCCCGAGCAAGUGCGGUUGAAAUUCCUCGACUUCGCCACCCUAUCUUCCUACCACAGCAGCUGUUUCCAGUCGCUAAGCGCAUCGAAGCCAGGCGCCGAGCUGAAGAAGGGGGAUACGGUGAGGGUGGUGAUGGCGAACGGGACGGCGUUCGCGGGGGUCGUGGAGGAAAACACACCCCAGAAGUUCUCCUGGACCGGCACCAUCCCCUUCCUCUUCACCGGAACCCACAGCUUCCAUUUCGCACCCUCCUCCGCCUCUGCGCAGCACGCGCCGUCCACGACGUUCACGCAGGAGGAGACGUUCAGCGGCGCCCUGGGCUGGCUGCUGAUGGGUGAUGGGCUGCUGGGGAAGGGGGUCGGGGUGAAGCUGAAGACGCGCAGGGCGUGGGAGCGGUUUGAUAGGGAUUUGAAGAGCGUGUGUGAGAGCGAGGUUGGGGGUGGGGUGGGGAAGUGA
This is a messenger RNA of Ascochyta rabiei, 492 nucleotides long. RefSeq lists its product as uncharacterized. The transcript is spliced from 3 exons. The record is from RefSeq and is a predicted model, not a curated record. Bases 1 to 492 code for a protein of 163 amino acids. NCBI's taxonomy places the organism in Eukaryota, Fungi, Ascomycota, Dothideomycetes, Pleosporales, Didymellaceae.